This is a messenger RNA of Amblyraja radiata (thorny skate), 2116 nucleotides long. Its product is annotated as sodium-coupled neutral amino acid transporter 1-like. Lineage: Eukaryota; Metazoa; Chordata; Chondrichthyes; Rajiformes; Rajidae. The coding region runs from base 306 to 1649 and encodes 447 amino acids. The record is from RefSeq and is a predicted model, not a curated record. Gene Ontology annotation, cellular component: plasma membrane. Gene Ontology annotation, biological process: amino acid transmembrane transport; L-glutamine transport. Gene Ontology annotation, molecular function: L-glutamine transmembrane transporter activity. The transcript has 16 exons.
UGCGUGGCCGUGCUAUCGCGAGUGCUGCCGAGGCAACGACGGAAGACUGUUAUUCCUCCAUAAAACCGAUCAGCACAACGCAAGAAUAACCUGCCUCACCAACAUUUCUAAUUGGAAUCUCACUUCUUUCAUCCAGUGGAGGCUGAUCCAGAGAAAUCCACAUAUCAUUUCACCACGUUUCACAACUAUCAAAAGGUGUCCCGAAUCGAAGUCUCUCCCUCCACUCCUCAAAGGUAAGCUUCAAUUAAGACAGCGUUGAAGACUUUUUCUGAACAUCUUUGCCAAACGCUGACCUGGAAGUUGGGAUGGCAAAUGUGGAACUUAAGACCAGCACCAAAUUUAAUGAAUAUGAACCUGCAGCUGCAGAAGGUGGAAUGAAAGGAAAAAGCAUUUAUAAUGAUGCUGUUGAAAGCACAUGUUCCCUGCCAACCCAGGCGAAGCCGUCUGGAUUCACCUCCAUGCCGAUGUCUGUUUUCAACCUCAGCAAUGCCAUCAUUGGCAGUGGACUCUUGGGCUUAUCAUAUGCCAUGGCCAACACAGGGAUUAUAUCAUUUUUAUUCCUUUUAGUUGUCAUUGCACUGAUGUCAUUGUAUUCAAUUCACCUCUUGCUCCAAAUUUCAGUGGAAACGGGUUCCAUGGUUUAUGAAACGCUGGGAGAGCUAGCAUAUGGAAGACCAGGGAAAUUUGCUGUUUUUGGAUCGACGUCACUUCAGAACAUUGGAGCCAUCCUGAGUUAUUUACUAAUUGUCAAGAAUCAACUACCACAUGUCAUCGAGUCCUUUAUGUACCAAGCAGAUUCUGAAGCGUGGUACUUAAAUGGCACGUGCCUUGUUCUACUUGUGACUUUGGUCAUCAUCUUACCUUUGUGUCUCUUCAAGAACUUAGGAUACCUUGGAUACACCAGUGGAUUUUCGCUUUUCUGUAUGACCAUCUUUCUGAUUGUAGUUGUCUAUAAAAAGACCCAGAUUCCCUGUCCUUAUACAGUGACUAAUUCUUCAAACUGCACAGACAUGUGCGCAGCCAAGUAUUUUAUCUGGAAUAGUAAGACAGUCUAUGCAUUGCCCACUGUGGCCUUUGCUUUUGUGUGCCAUCCAUCAGUAUUGCCCAUUUACAGUGAACUUAAGAAUCACACAUGCAAGAAAAUGCGACUGGUUUCAGUCUAUUCCUUUGGGUCGAUGUUUAUCAUGUACCUACUGACAGCAAUUUUUGGAUACCUGACGUUCCUUGGCAAUGUUAAAGAAGAGCUGCUUCACUCUUACAAUGAUCCUCGUGAUAAGCUUAUUUUGCUCAUUCGUCUGGCUGUAAUUAUAGCGGUAAUACUGACUGUGCCUGUCCUUCUGUUCACUAUCCGAUCUUCGAUUGUCCUGUUGCUGUUUAAGGGAAAGUUCAACUGGAUUCAUCACAUUAUAGUCACAGUCAUUCUUCUAAUAAUUGUGGAUCUGUUGGUAAUAUACAUUCCAACGAUAAAGGAUGUAUUUGCUGUCAUAGGCUCCACCGCUGCUAAUAUGUUGAUCUUCAUUCUGCCUGCCUCGUUGUAUUUAAAGCUUGUGAAGAAUGAGUCUCAAGGCAAAUGGACAAAAAAAUGUUAUAGUUUUUCUCAUUGUAGGGAUAAUAUUUAUGGCCGUUACUAUACCGUUAAUCUUUGUUGAAUGGAAUGGAAGAAGUGGCAAUAACACAAUCGGAAAUAGCUGCUCAAAAUGACAAAGACACCUGUGACAGAGUGAAGAAAAAUGACAAGAUUUGUUUGCCAAUCUGGAGUAUUCCGUGAAGUAUUGUUCAGUGAAAGGUUUGUCUGGUUAUUCAAGAAUUGACACACCUGGUAGCUUACCAGUUACCGUUUUCUAUGAUAUUGAAAAUAGAUCACUUUGGACCAUAAAGAAGAGGCAUCCUUCACGGAUGUGUAAUCAAUUGUGCAAAAUUCACAGUAGUGGAAGAACUCAGUGCGUCGGGCAGCAUCUGCGGAGGGAAUGGACAAAUUAUGUUUUGGAUGAACACCCUUAUUCAGACUGUUCUUCCAGCACUUUGUGUUUUGCUCAAGAUUCCAGCAUCUGCACUGUCUUGUGUCUUUAUAAUCAUACAUGGAUUGUUUUUGGAUGUUUAUCUGGAAAACAAAAUU